CAUCUUCAACCCCUCUGUAACAUGUGACCAGUGUACGUGACAGCAGUGUUAUAAAAAGGCGAGUAUCUGAGACAGGAGAGCGAGAGACCAGCCGGUUCUUCUACAGAUAAAGAUCUCUGUACAAAGAUCUCCUCCUGUGAUCAUCUCACAUCUUCUACUGAACUCCAACAUCAAGAUCCAGCAGCUUGUGGACUGCAGGUAGAUUUCUGCUCUCCAUCAUCUGGUACAAACCUCACACAUUCUUCAUCACACAUUCAUCUCACACACUCUUUAUCUCACUCUCAUCACACUCCUCAUCUCACACUCUUCCUCAUCACACACUCCUCCACCGUGUGUCAGGAUGAAGCUUCUCGCUCUGGUGCUCCUGCUCUCCACUUUCUCCUCACUGACCCUGAUGGAGGUUGUGAUGGAUUUCAAAAAUUAUUGUUCUGAGUUCUUCAUCCAAAUCAUCACCCCGACUGUUUUCAAAGGCUAUCAGUAUAAGCAGAUUUGUCAGCGCCUGAACAACCUAUACACAUUUGCUACGCUGUAUGACAUGAAGAAUAGGAUCCCCGUCUACUCAGCCUACACCUUCUCAGGGGGAGAUGAGAGGGAUCGGAAAGGAGUGUGGAAAAAUGAACCACAGCUGGAAAACAUUCCACAGCGAGAAAUGAGGGAGAUCACCAAUGAUGAGGUGGAUGAGUUUUUUCACCAGGCUGUGAACAGAGACUAUAAAGAGAGUGGCAAAUAUACUAAAAUUAAUUAUACUAGAGGUCAUGUGUUUCCAUAUCAAUAUGCUGCUGAUCAGAAUCAGGCAGACUCCACCUUCACAUUUACCAAUAUAGCACCACAAACACAACACAGCAAUGGAGAAUGGGCAAACAAAGUAGAGACACCGAUGAAGGCAGAGAUACAGAGAGUGUGCAGUCAAGAAAAUAGAAUCUUUGCUUUUAUAGUGACUGGAGUAGUUCCAGGGAAUAAUUGGAUAACCAUAAGAAGAUCUGCAAAAAAAAAAAAAAAGUAUCAACAAGGUGUUAACAUUCCCAGUUUUUACUGGACUGCAUUCUGUUGUUAUAUCAAUCAGACCACAAUAAUUUCGAAAGCCUACCUCGCUCAGCAAAACGAACCGAACCCCAGACCUCCUGAAAUAACGAGUGUUAAUAUCCUGAACAGACGCCUCAGCAGUCUGUAUAAUCAGGAUUUCAAAGUAUUUGGUGAUAUGUGUUUGACUUGAGUACAGUCCGAGCUCGUUCCAUCUGAUUCUCUGGUUUGACCUAAAACUGCUUCAUCAAAUUACUUCAACAAAUGUUUAUAAUGAAUCACAGAAUCUUUGGUGUGCUUUACUUCACCUGCAGAAACUGAUUAUAUUCCUGUAACAGAACGUCCUCAAGUGUUUUAUUCCUCUUAUCCUACAGCAUUUUCUUACAUUUACACCUUUCUGUGUUAAAGAAAGACACGUCUUAUUUUUUAUUUCUUUGUAAUUGUGUGACUAUUUUUAAAUGAGUUGUGUUGUAGAAUUAGAAGGAAACAGACUGAUACCAAGCUGUUUGUUGUAUUUCUGUAUCAUUGGUACAUUUCUGUCUGUUAAAUCUCCUGCAGAUCUUUAAUAAAUCUUCAUUACAUCAGACU
Tachysurus fulvidraco (yellow catfish) is the source of this 1608-nucleotide messenger RNA. RefSeq names its product endonuclease domain-containing 1 protein-like. The coding region runs from base 341 to 1213 and encodes 290 amino acids. Gene Ontology annotation, molecular function: hydrolase activity; metal ion binding; nucleic acid binding. Lineage: Eukaryota; Metazoa; Chordata; Actinopteri; Siluriformes; Bagridae. The record is from RefSeq and is a predicted model, not a curated record. The transcript is spliced from 3 exons.